AGAAACGAGAAGCGCUCGUGGAAACGGCUGGCAGUUAGAAGAGCUUGGACCACCGACCCACUCAGCUGAAACGACGGUACCCACCUUUUAAUCUUCAUCACAGAGCUCAUAAAAAGUACUCGUCCAUCACUUUUUACACCUGGGUAUUAAUUGUUUUCCAAUGAAGUGGAUAUGAUGUUUAAGAGAAAUAAAUACAAGAGAUAAAUAAGGUAACAGACUUAAGCAUCACUGUUCCUCCACGACAACUUCUCUGAACGCCUUAUGAUGGAAUUCUCUGGUUUACUGUCAGAAGAUCAGAACUGAACAUCACCAGGACUUCACAACGGGGUGGUGGAUCCAGAGCCUAGUGAGCACAGGAAGGAGGCAGGAGGCAGGAAUACACACUGGAUGUGGUGCCAGUCAAAUGAAAGACAGAUAGAAUCUCAGAGCAUGGGUUGGAAAAGUAACUACUGGCUUUUAAUGUUGUUUGUGUUGUGGAUAACUACUGUGGGUGGAGGGGAGCCCAAAACCCAACCAACCACAGACUUUUCUCUCAUUCCUGCUAUGGAGAAACUGGAAGAGGAGCACCAGAUUAUGACAGAAUCUCAGUAUAAAUGUCUGGAACUGUUGAGCAGAGAAGGCAUGCACAACAAAACAGCUUCCCACUGUAGGCGGUUUUGGGAUGGCUGGCUGUGCUGGGAUGAAACUCCAGCUGGGACUUAUGCUUCUCAGAGCUGCCCAGACUACCCUCCCUUUGACACCUCAGAAAAAAUAACCAAAUACUGUGAUGAAUCUGGUAAUUGGGCCCACGGCACAUCAAUAAAUAAUACCUGGUCUCAGUGUCUCAGCAUCUCAAAGGACAAAUUAAAGAAAGAGUCUGUUUAUGGUGAAGUAGAGCCAGAUACCACAGCAGAAACCCUGGUCAGUCCUGUGGAAACCGAGAAAACAGAGGAAAGGAAGAAAAUCAUCGAUGGUCAAUAUAAAUGUUUUGAGAAAAUGAACAGAGACUCACCAUAUAACAAGUCAGGACUUUACUGUAACCGGACAUGGGAUGGAUGGCUCUGUUGGGAUGAUACACCUGCAGGAACAUACACAACUCAAAACUGCCCUAAUUACUUCCCUGACUUUGACCCCACAGAAAAGGCCAUAAAAUAUUGUGACGAGACUGGGAACUGGUUUCUACAUCCUGAGACAAACAGAACAUGGUCCAACUACACCCUCUGCGUUGCAUAUACUAAGGACAAGUUAAAGAAUGCAUACAUUCUGUACUACAUGGCAAUCGUGGGUCACGCUUUGUCCAUUGCAUCCCUUCUCAUCUCUCUGGCAAUAUUCUUUUACUUCAGGAGUCUAAGCUGUCAAAGGAUCACCUUGCACAAGAAUCUGUUCUGCUCUUAUGUGCUCAAUUCCGCCUUCACUAUAAUCAACCUCACAUGUGUGGUCAGCAACCCUAAAGUUGUGGAGAGGAACCCGGUUGGUUGUAAGGUACUACAGUUCUUCCACAUGUACAUACUGGGCUGUAACUACUUCUGGAUGCUGUGUGAGGGCAUCUAUCUGCAUACUCUUAUUGUGGUGGCAGUUUUCGCUGAGGAGCAGCAUCUUCACUGGUAUUAUCUCUUAGGUUGGGGCUUUCCCUUGGUGCCUGCCUCUAUCCAUGCAGUGGCAAGAAAAAAGUAUUUUGAUGACAAUUGCUGGAUGAGCGUGGAGACCCAUCUGUUGUAUGUGGUUCAUGGACCCAUUGUGGCAGCUUUAUUAGUGAACUUGUUCUUUCUGCUGAACAUAGUGAGGGUUUUGGUGAUGAAGCUGAAGGAUACUCAUCGUGCAGAGUCCAACAUGUACAUGAAAGCAGUACGAGCCACCCUUAUUCUCGUGCCCUUGUUAGGAAUCCAAUUUGUCAUAUUUCCAUGGAGGCCAGAAAACCGUUUGGCCGGAGAAGUAUAUGACUAUAUCAUGCACAUACUACUGCAUUACCAGGGCUUGUUGGUGGCAACAAUAUUCUGCUUCUUCAAUGGAGAGGUUCAGGCUACUCUGAAGCGGCAGUGGAUGCAGUACAAGGUGCAGUGGGGUCAGCGACGCCGUGAACACUGGUCCAUGCGUUCCACUUCAUACACCACCACGUCCAUCACAGAGGUGCCUGCUUUCAUGUUCCACUACGACAACAACAGUGAGCACUUGAACGGCAGACAUGUCGAUGACUCAGCAUGAACAUGUGGCUCUCCAGUUCAAACACAUCUACACCUGAGGCACAAACCAUCAGAGAAAUAUAUGACAAUUAUUUUCAAAGAAUGCCAUAGGAAUGAAGGAAACAAAGGAAACUGGAGAAGUCCUUGCAGAUUCUCUCAUCUCAGGGAGACAACAUGACACCCAGUACAGUACAAGUGUGUGGCAGCAAUGUCUCUCUGAGACGUGUGACGGAGUGUACACCACCAUUCAAAAGUUUGGAAUAAUCUGUUAUAUAUUCAAAAUACAUUAUUUUAUUUAUUAAAAUCAUAAACUAUAUAUUAUACACAUAAAUAUUUUCAAUGUUUUUUUAAAUAUAUUAUAAAAAAAAAGCAGUGUUAUGAAUUGAUAAAUCAUAUGCAGAAAGUAUUUAUGUUUAUACAACAGUAGUGAAUUCUCAAAAACUGUUGGUCAACAGGUGUUGAUUAAUUUUAUUAAUGUCAUUCUUUAAUAAAUUGAACAACCCUGAUCAUUAAGACAUCGCUACAUUAUAUGAGGAUUACCUCUUUGGAACAUGCUCUUUAUGGAAAAUGAUCAACUUCAGGGUGGUAACAGUACGUCUACUUAAUGUAAGGCUACAUCACCCCACCGCAUCAUUGAUGAUUUUCCUGUAACAGCGUGUCCUGCCAUGUUCUAAUCCUUACAUAAUCAUUUCUCUUGAGUACUGAUCACUGAUUUAGAAAAUGUUCAGUAAGCUAUUUAAAAUUUUUGAAUCUAGAUCAUUCUUAUUAUACUAUCUAAAGAUCUGCAUAUUCUCAGUGCCAUACAGUGCUGUACGUACAUCUUAAUAAUUACAAACAUAUCUACAUUUUUAUUUUUGGUUUUCUACAAAUAAAUAGAAUUUUAUAAAGCUAUAAGAGUGGUAGCAUGAUAUUAAAAUUGAUUUUUAUAUUACUUCCAAAUUUAUAUGUAAUUCCAAAUUUUUGAAUAGUACUGUACUGUGUGUGUGUGUGUGUGUGUGUGUGUGUGUGUGUGUGUGUGUGUGUGUGUGUGUGUGUGUGUGUGUGUGUGUGUGUGUGUGUGUGUGUGAUGUACAUGUUUUCUCUUCAUUCUGCUGCUUUAAAGAGGCAAACACUGAGGUGGCAUUCCUGAAGAAUGUGACAGAUUUUAGCUGCUACUCCCUACUAGAACUUUAUGGACCUACACUCACAACCACAAAAGUUGCUUCACCGAAACCAAAGGGUGUGUUGGUUUUCUGGAUGUCAAGAGACUGAUAAGUUUUGGGAAUUGAAUGACUAACUAUGAUCCUCCAGAGGAUUUGGGCCACUGGGUGAAUGUCUUUAAAAUAUGGAAAAGUUCCUCUGUGCCUACGUUCUGGAUUCCUGUAAAUAAACUCAUCAGGUUAAAUUUUAAAGUGUCAAAGUAAGUGGUGAGGAGUUCUAUUUUUCUGAUGGUUUUCUUUUCUUGUGUUGUGAGAUUUCUGACUUUCCUGUUUGUAGCAGCUGUACUUUUUGCUGUCUGUGUCACAAUAUAGAAAACAAAAGAACAUCACUUUUAGUAGUGUUUGAAGCUGAUUUAUAAACCCAGGAUGCAAAUGCAUUCUAAAACCACAAAAAUGAAAGUCUAAAUGAAUAUGUGUUGACUUUCAUGUUGAAGUAUGCACUCUGUUUGAUCAAGGCCAUUAUUGUCCAAAACCUUUCUUCAUCUGCAUUGAAAGAGCUGCUUCGUACACCAUGUUUAACAUGUUUUUCAGAGUUUGGUGUUAUUCAUUUCAUCUGACCUGCAAGUGUACUUCUUUUAAUUUAAGGGUAAAGUUUAGCUUGUAUAUGUGCAUUGUGUUAUUGUGUUUGUAAAGUUUAAAACACUCUUGACGGGUCAAAUUUCUUUGUGAUUUCUGCCAGGAUACUGGACCUGAUAUUUACCAUGUAAAUGUUUCUAGCUCAGUGUGGUGUUGGUUUAUCAUGGUGUACAUACUCCCAGCAAAUCAUGAUGCUUCAUCAAAGUAUAUAGCAUAUUAUAAGUCUAAGGUUUUCUUAGAAAUUCAUCCAAUGCCAAUUACUUUUGUCUUCUGUUGACUAAAUGGGCUGGCUAUAUGACUAUCAGACUCUCAGACUAAUGGUUAUUGAAUUUUCUAUUGUUAUUUUUGAAGCAGUUUUAUUCAUCUCUUAAUAUUUGUAUUACUAUUACUUAAAGUUGCUUAUACUUCAUUAUAUCUCCAGAUCAUAAACAACUGAUGCAGUGAUUAAUUUGUUUAAUGACUUAAUGUUAAAAUGAACACAAUUAGAGAAAACAGUAUUUUAUUAAGUUUAACAUAAUACUAUACACCCAGAUUCUUUAUAAUACUGGUGUAAAAUUACAUAUUCACCUGAAAAAUGAGGAACUUUUAUUUCUUUUGUUGUUGUUUUUGUUUUCAGAACAUCUCUACAAUCACUUCGUUCUAAAACAGCAUAUUAAACAGUGCAGUAAUCAACAGUUUUGAAUUCCUGACUGAAGCUUUAAUGCAUGGUGCCAGUAUUCUUUCUCAGAUCUCUUUAUAUGUAAUCCACUUGUUGAUGCCUGCAUGUUACAUCUCUAUACAACUGAACAUUUCAAGCUUGCAGAAAACAUCACCUGUCAAGUCACUUUGUUCAUUUAGGUCUCAGAUAUCAAAUGCAAAUGAAACAUUUUAAUUUAUGUACUGCUGCAUCUUCAGAAUGGACAGAAGCACAGAAGCAGUAUUCAUUCUGAUAUUCAGCAUAAAAAAUAAAUCAAUUUUCAAUUGUA
Tachysurus fulvidraco (yellow catfish) is the source of this 4899-nucleotide messenger RNA. RefSeq names its product calcitonin receptor (gene calcr). The coding region runs from base 388 to 2181 and encodes 597 amino acids. NCBI's taxonomy places the organism in Eukaryota, Metazoa, Chordata, Actinopteri, Siluriformes, Bagridae. The record is from RefSeq and is a predicted model, not a curated record. Gene Ontology annotation, cellular component: plasma membrane; axon. Gene Ontology annotation, biological process: positive regulation of cytosolic calcium ion concentration; cell surface receptor signaling pathway; adenylate cyclase-activating G protein-coupled receptor signaling pathway. Gene Ontology annotation, molecular function: calcitonin receptor activity; amylin receptor activity. The transcript is spliced from 17 exons.